Molecule: messenger RNA, 1026 nt
Organism: Coccidioides posadasii C735 delta SOWgp
Lineage: Eukaryota; Fungi; Ascomycota; Eurotiomycetes; Onygenales; Onygenaceae
Molecular function (GO): oxidoreductase activity
Source: RefSeq, a predicted model, not a curated record
AUGUGUCUCUCAACGUUACGCAGCAUUUACUCUCAGUCACUCCCCCCACCCGCAGCAUUUACUGAGAAAAAUGUCCCUUCUCGGAGUGGCCGGGUCUUCAUCGUGACCGGCGGCAAUGCGGGCAUUGGGUUCGAACUAUGCAAGCUACUCUAUGCCACAGGAGCGACGGUAUACAUGGCAUCGAGAUCAAAGGAUCGAGCAGAAGCUGCCAUCAAAUCGAUCACCGAGUCGUCGCCGCAGCCCGAAACACCAAGCACUCUCAAAUUUCUCCACCUGGACCUCAACGAUCUAGACUCCGUCAAGGAAGCUGCAGCAACCUUUGCGCAGCAGGAGUCAAAGCUCGAUAUCCUUUGGAACAACGCAGGCACUGGCGCCAACCUCGUGCAGGUCGGGGCUAAAACAGCACAAGGCUUCGAAGCUAUGGUUGGUAUGCACUGCAUCGCGACUCUAUUGUUCACCGAACUCCUUCUUCCCCAGCUUCGCGCUGCAGUGGCUGCCGCCCUAGAGUACCCAGGCUCCGUUCGCGUGGUGUGGACAUCUAGCUUCAUAGCCGAGGGUGGGACACCGAAGUACGGUAUUGACUUUAAACGUCUGGAUCAAGGUACAACUGGUCGUGUUCGCAACUAUGCCGUUUCCAAAGCUGGGACUUGGAUGUUAGGUCGGGAAAUGGCUCAGCGAUACGGCAAGGAUGGCAUUAUUAGCGUCAUUCAAAACCCGGGUUUCCUGAAGAGUGGUGCGUACGGUGGCACUCCGGCUAUCAAUAUGCUGCUCAUGAAUGGCCUGCUUCGUGACCCAAAAUUUGGCGCGUACACUGAGCUAUACGCUGCGUUCUCGCGCGACAUUACUCUGGAGAACAACGGUGCUUAUAUCAUCCCUUGGGGAAGGAUUCGUUCCGACAACGAUUGUCCGCGGAAGGAUAUUAUCAAGGCCAUGACGCCAGUCGAACAAGGUGGAUUAGGCUAUCAUACAAAGUUCUGGGAAUGGUGUGAGCAGAAGUAUAAGCUGUUUGCACAUUCCGCUAGUUGA